Messenger RNA from Sorex fumeus (smoky shrew), 4740 nucleotides. It is a transcript of the gene TNS2, whose product is annotated as tensin 2. NCBI's taxonomy places the organism in Eukaryota, Metazoa, Chordata, Mammalia, Eulipotyphla, Soricidae. The transcript has 29 exons. Bases 92 to 4330 code for a protein of 1412 amino acids. The record is from RefSeq and is a predicted model, not a curated record. Gene Ontology annotation, molecular function: protein tyrosine phosphatase activity; protein binding. Gene Ontology annotation, biological process: peptidyl-tyrosine dephosphorylation.
CGCGGCCUCCGCCAGCCGGCUUCCAGGAAGCCCCGGGCCGGGCCCCAGCAUUGUUCGGGCCCCUGGUCAGCACCCCGGCCAGCCCGACAUCAUGAAGUCCAGCGGCCCGGUGGAGAGGCUGCUCCGAGCCCUGGGGCGGAGGGACGGCGGCCGGGCCGCCUGCAGGCCCAGAAAGCCCGAGCCGCACAGUUUCCGGGAGAAGGGCUUCCGGAAGAGACCACCGGUCUGUGCCGUGUGUAAGGUGAUCAUCGAUGGGACGGGCGUCUCCUGCCGAGUCUGCAAGGUGGCAACUCACAAGAAAUGUGAAGGCAAGGUGACUUCGUCCUGCCAGGCUGCACCUCCCGUGGAGCAGCGGAGGAACACGGCGCCGGCGCGGCGCAUCGAGCACCUGGGGUCCACCAAGUCCCUGAACCACACGAAGCAGCGCAGCACCCUGCCCAGGAGCUUCAGCCUGGGCCCGCUCAUGGAGCGCCGCUGGGACCUGGACCUCACCUACGUGACCGAGCGCAUCCUGGCCGCCGCCUUCCCCGCGCGGCCCGACGAGCAGCGCCACCGCGGCCACCUGCGCGAGCUGGCGCACGUGCUCCAGGGCAAGCACCACGACAAGUACCUGCUUUUCAACCUUUCAGAGAAAAGACAUGACCUGAACCGUCUAAACCCCAAGGUCCAGGACUUCGGCUGGCCAGAACUGCAUGCGCCGCCCCUGGACAAGCUGUGCUCCAUCUGCAAAGCCAUGGAGACGUGGCUCAGCGCGGACCCACAGCACGUCGUGGUGCUGUACUGCAAGGGGAGCAAAGGCAAGCUGGGAGUCAUCGUCUCGGCCUAUAUGCACUACAGCGAGAUCUCUGCGGGGGCCGACCAGGCGCUUGCCACACUCACCAUGCAGAAGUUUUGCGAGGACAAGGUGGCGUCCGAGUUGCAGCCCUCCCAGCGCCGCUACGUCAACUACUUCAGCGGGCUGCUGUCAGGUUCCAUCAGGAUGAACAGCAGCCCUCUCUUCCUGCACCAUGUGCUCGUACCCACGCUGCCAGCCUUUGAGCCCGGCACAGGUUUCCAGCCCUUCCUCAAGAUCUACCAGUCCAUGCAGCUGGUCUACACAUCCGGAGUCUACCACAUCGCAGGCCCGGGGCCCCAGCAGCUCUGCAUCAGCCUGGAGCCAGCCCUCCUCCUCAAGGGCGACGUCAUGGUGACCUGCUACCACAAGAGUGGCCGGGGGACCGAGCGAAGCCUCGUGUUCCGGGUUCAGUUCCACACCUGCACCAUCCACAGCCCCCGGCUCGCCUUCUCCAAGGACCAGCUGGACAAGGCCUGCUCUGAUGAGCGAUUCCCCUUCCACGCGUCUGCCGAGUUUGUCUUCUCUUCCAGCCCAGAGAAGACCCUAGGCAGCGCCCCGCGCAACGACCCCUCCGUGUCCGUGGACUACAACACGGCCGCGCCCGCCGUGCGCUGGGACUCCUACGAGAACUUCAACCAGCACCACGAGGACAGCGGGGACGGGUCCCUGACGCACACGCGGGGCCCCCUGGAUGGCAGCCCCUACGCCCAAGUGCAGCGCGCCCCGCGCCAGACCCCGCCGGCGCCCUCUCCGGAGCCCCCCGUCGGCCCCCUGCUCUCCGUGAGCAGCGACUCGGGCCACUCGUCCAUGCUGACCACGGAGCCCACGGCCGAGUCCCCGGGCCGACCCCCGCCCACGGCGGCCGAGCGACAGGAGCUGGAGCGGCUCCUGGGCGGCUGCGGCGCGGUGGGCGCGCGCGGGGCGGGGCGCGAGACGGCGAUCCUGGACGACGACGAGGCCGUCGCCCACCCGGGGGUCGCCGUCCCCCCGGGCCUGUACGCGGCCCCCCGGGCGGGCCUCAGCCGCCAGUACUCCUGCCGCCAGGGAUACCGCGAGUCCGGCGGCGUCCCCAACGGCGGCUACUACCGGCCCGAGGGGACCCUGGAGAGGCGGCGGCUGCCCUGCGCGGGCUUCGAGGGGCCUCCGGGCUACGCGGAGACCCCCGUGGAGAAGCGGCGGCUGUGCCGCUCGCUGUCCGAGGGCCCCUACCCCUACCCGGCCGACCUGGGGAAGCCGGCCAGUGCUGACUUCGGGUACCGCGCCCCCGACUACAGGGAGGUGGUCAUCCUGGAGGAGCCCGGGCUGCCCGCCCUGUACCCGUGCCCCGGCUGCGAGGAGAAGCUGGCGCUGCCCACGGCGGCCCUGUACGGCCUGCGGCUGGAGAGGGAGGCCGGGGAGGCCUGGGCCGGCGAGGCUGGCAAGUCUCUCCUGCGCCCCGUGCGCCCCGGGCACCCGCUGCCCCUGCUGGUGCCGGCCUGCGGGCACCACCACGGCCCGCUGCCCGACUGCACCUUCCUGAAGCCGCCCAAGGCCAGCGAGGAUGCGCACGAGGCCUGCGCCUACGGCCUGUGUCCCGAAGGCCGAUUCGGGCACCCGGGGUACCCGGCCCUGGUGCCCUGCGGCGGCUACGGAGGAGCCGUGCCCAGCUUCUGCCCCGCCUAUGGUCGCGUGCCGCACCGCUGCGGGUCUCCAGGCGAGGGCAGAGGCUACGCCAGCCCCGGGAUCCCCUCCCCACGUGCGGGCUCCGUCUCCCCGGGCAGCCCCCCAUACCCGCCGUCCAGGAAGCUGAGCUACGAGGUCCCUGCAGAGGAAGGAGGGGACAGGUACCCCCUGCCUGGCCACCUGGCCCCAACAGGACCCUCAGCUUCUAGAGACUCCCCCGAGCCAGUGUCCUGGAGGGAGGCCCCCAGCGGGCACGGCACCCUGCCCCGGCCGCCCCGAGAUGCCCAGGGCAGUGCCUCAGCAGAGCUGUCGGGCCAGUCCACCCCCCUGCACACCAGCAGCCCCGUGCAGGGCAAGGAGAGCUCACGGCGGCAGGACACCAGGGACACCAGGUCCCCCAGCUCGGCUGCCCCUCAGAGACAGAGUUCCGGCGAGUCCCUGCCACCUGUGUCCCCGGGAAGUGCCGAGAAGGCUCCGGAGCUGCCCGCCAGGGGGGGGCUGGAACCAGCGGCCCCUCACCCCUUCUCCUCAGCCUCGCCUCCCCGCUCCCCCAAUGACUGGCCUCAGGAGCGGAGCCCCGGGGGGCGCUCGGACAGCGCCAGUCCCCGGGGCCCUGUGCCCACCACGCUGCCAGGCCUCCGCCACGCCCCCUGGCAGGGCCUUCGAGACCCCCCGGACAGCCCAGACGGCUCCCCCCUGACCCCCGUGCCCACCCAGAUGCCUUGGCUGGUGGCCAGCCCGGAGCCACCUCCCAGCUCUCCCACGCCUGCCUUCCCCCUGGACAUCCGUGGCCCUGGCCAGCCCCCACUUCCUGAGAAACGCCACCCCCCAAGCCAGCUACCGGGGCCUGGCCCGCAGCCAGGACCUUGGGCCCCGGCACAGACAUCCCCGCUGGGCCGAGGCGCCAGUCACCACGUCACCUUCGCGUCUCUGCUCCCCGAGAACCCCCCCCAGCUCCCAGAGCCCCCCCUGCAAGAGAGCCAGAGCAACGUCAAGUUCGUCCAGGAUACGUCCAAGUUCUGGUACAAGCCACACCUGUCGCGCGACCAAGCCAUCGCCUUGCUCAAGGACAAGGAGCCGGGGGCCUUCCUCAUCAGGGACAGCCACUCAUUCCAGGGGGCCUAUGGCCUGGCCCUCAAGGUGGCAACGCCCCCGCCUAGCGCCCAGCCCUGGAAAGGAGACCCGUCCGAGCAGCUGGUCCGCCACUUUCUCAUUGAGACUGGGCCCAAAGGGGUGAAGAUCAAGGGUUGUCCCAGCGAGCCCUACUUCGGCAGCCUGUCGGCGCUGGUCUCCCAGCACUCCAUCUCCCCGCUCUCUCUGCCCUGCUGCCUCCGCAUCCCCAACAAAGAUCCCCUGGAAGAGACCCCCGAAGUCCCUGCGCCCAGCAACAUGAGCACAGCCGCAGACCUCCUGCGCCAGGGAGCCGCCUGCAGUGUGCUCUACCUGACCUCGGUGGAGACUGAGUCGCUCACCGGCCCCCAAGCCGUGGCCCGGGCCAGCUCGGCAGCUCUGAGCUGCAGUCCCCGCCCGACCCCCGCAGUGGUCCACUUCAAGGUCUCCGCCCAGGGCAUCACGCUGACCGACAACCAAAGGAAGCUCUUCUUUCGCCGUCACUAUGCUGUGAACAGCAUCACUUUCUCCAGCACGGACCCUCAGGACCGGAGAUGGACCAAUCCUGACGGGACCACCUCCAAGAUCUUUGGUUUCGUGGCCAAGAAGCUGGAAAGCCCCUGGGAGAACGUGUGUCACCUCUUCGCAGAGCUCGACCCAGAUCAGCCUGCGGGGGCCAUUGUCACCUUCAUCACCAAAGUGCUCCUGGGACAGCGGAAAUGAAGGAGCUGAGCCCGCCACACCGCACCCCUCCCGGCACCUCACAGCCCUCGCUUCCCCUGGCCCCGGGCAGGGGGGGAGUGGACCCCCGGCUCGGCCCGCGCCCGCCCCGCCCCCGCUGCUGUGCUGAGUGGUCGCGCCGGGGAGAGGACCCUGCACGUGAGCAGAUGGCAGAGAAGGGUCGAAGCGUGAGGAGGCCUCCGCAGCGGGGCCCUGGACAGAGGGGAGGGGACAGCCGCACCGGCAGGACGCCAGCCCCCCACCCCCGAAAGGGAAACGGACGAGGGGCGGUGUGGGGAGGCCGGCCCGCGUCCUCUGCUGCCCCUCCAAGCAGAGAGACCGGAGUGGAAUCUCAUGGAAAGGGAGGGGAAAGAGUCUAUUUUUGUCUAAUAAUAAAGAUUUCUAUAACUUUG